Messenger RNA from Psammomys obesus (fat sand rat), 2947 nucleotides. RefSeq names its product protein associated with LIN7 2, MAGUK p55 family member (gene Pals2). The record is from RefSeq and is a predicted model, not a curated record. Gene Ontology annotation, molecular function: protein binding. The transcript is spliced from 12 exons. Gene Ontology annotation, cellular component: plasma membrane; cell-cell junction. NCBI's taxonomy places the organism in Eukaryota, Metazoa, Chordata, Mammalia, Rodentia, Muridae. Bases 359 to 1978 code for a protein of 539 amino acids.
GCCCGCCUGCCCUCCGGUCGCCUCUCGUUGGGCCGGACGGCCGGCCUGGGCGGCGGGGGGCCGGUUGGGUGGAAGAUCCCACAGCGCGGUGACAGCUUGUGGAUUGGUCGGGCUGUAUUUUUUUUUCUUGCUGGGGAGACUUCUUUUUUUUUUUUUUUAACACUUUAUUGGGAGUUUAUUCCUAAGCGACCAGUUCCUGGGAUCGCAGCUCGAGACAGCAUUCAUUAAACUCCCCCUUUUUCCUCGGGGCGAGCAUUUGUGUAAGUGGGGAGGAGGGGGUCGGUGAGGAAGAGACUCGGAGGCUGUCGGCGAGGCUCAGAAAAUUCUCCGCAUUACUCAAAAAGCAGCCGGUUAAGAAAUGCAGCAAGUUUUGGAAAACCUUACAGAGCUGCCCUCAUCCACAGGAGCAGAAGAAAUAGACCUAAUUUUUCUCAAGGGUAUUAUGGAGAAUCCUAUUGUGAAAUCACUUGCUAAGGCUCAUGAGAGGCUUGAAGAUUCAAAAUUAGAAGCUGUCAGUGACAAUAACUUGGAAUUAGUGAACGAAAUUCUUGAAGAUAUCACUCCUCUAAUAAGUGUGGAUGAAAACGUAGCGGAACUGGUUGGUAUACUCAAGGAGCCCCACUUCCAGUCGCUCCUGGAGGCCCAUGAUAUUGUGGCAUCAAAGUGUUAUGAUUCACCUCCCUCAAGCCCAGAAAUGAAUAAUUCUCUCAAUAAUCAGUUUUUGCCAGUAGAUGCCAUCCGUAUUCUUGGUAUUCACAAAAAAGCUGGAGAACCAUUGGGUGUAACAUUUAGGGUUGAAAAUAAUGAUCUGGUAAUUGCCCGAAUCCUUCAUGGAGGAAUGAUAGAUCGACAAGGUCUACUUCACGUGGGAGACAUUAUUAAGGAAGUUAAUGGCCAUGAAGUUGGAAACAAUCCAAAGGAAUUACAAGAAUUACUAAAAAAUAUUAGUGGAAGUGUCACCCUGAAAAUUUUACCAAGUUAUAGAGAUACUAUUACUCCUCAACAGGUAUUUGUCAAGUGUCAUUUUGAUUAUAAUCCCUUCAAUGAUAACCUGAUACCCUGCAAAGAAGCAGGACUGAAGUUUUCCAAAGGAGAAAUUCUUCAGAUUGUAAACAGAGAAGACCCAAACUGGUGGCAGGCUAGCCAUGUGAAAGAGGGAGGAAGUGCUGGUCUGAUUCCAAGCCAGUUCCUGGAAGAGAAGAGAAAGGCAUUUGUUCGCAGAGACUGGGACAAUUCAGGACCGUUUUGUGGAACUAUAAGCAACAAAAAAAAGAAAAAGAUGAUGUACCUCACAACCAGGAAUGCAGAGUUUGAUCGUCAUGAAAUUCAGAUCUAUGAGGAAGUAGCAAAAAUGCCGCCCUUCCAGCGAAAAACAUUAGUGUUGAUAGGAGCUCAAGGUGUGGGCAGAAGAAGCUUGAAAAACAGGUUCAUAGUACUGAAUCCUGCUAGAUUUGGAACCACGGUGCCAUUUACUUCACGGAAGCCAAGAGAAGAUGAGAAGGAUGGACAGGCAUAUAAAUUUGUGUCCCGAUCAGAGAUGGAAGCAGAUAUUAAAGCUGGAAAGUAUCUGGAGCAUGGGGAAUAUGAAGGAAACCUCUAUGGAACUAAGAUUGACUCUAUUCUCGAAGUUGUCCAAACUGGACGGACUUGCAUUUUGGAUGUCAAUCCACAAGCACUGAAAGUUUUGAGGACAUCUGAGUUCAUGCCUUAUGUGGUAUUUAUUGCUGCUCCAGAGCUCGAGACCUUGCGUGCCAUGCACAAGGCUGUGGUGGAUGCAGGAAUCACCACCAAGCUUUUGACGGACUCUGAUUUGAAGAAAACAGUGGAUGAAAGUGCACGAAUUCAGAGAGCCUACAACCACUACUUUGAUUUGAUCAUCAUAAAUGACAAUCUAGACAAAGCCUUUGAGAAACUACAAACUGCCAUUGAGAAACUGAGAAUGGAGCCACAGUGGGUCCCAAUUAGCUGGGUGUACUGAUGAUUCAAUAAGGGUAACAGUUAAAUAAAACUCUUAAAAAGUGACUCAACAAGUAACCCUUCUCCUGGGAGAACACAUGCAGAGGUAGAAGGCAUCUGCCACAUCUGGGCAUUUCUAUUGUGCAGCUUGAAAUAACAGUGCACUAGGUGGAAUUUUCUAUGAUUGAGGUUGGGAAGGUGUACUACUAUAUAAUUUCUCUUAAUUUUUCUAACUUUUUACAGAUGAAACCUUUCUAUUCAUGCCACAUAAAGAAAUGCGUUCAAGCAUUUUGUACGUAUUGAUUUAGUACCUUACCUUUUUCAUCAAAGGGAUUUCCAGCUCAUUCUCUCCAGCAUUGGUCUCAUAUUGUCACUGUGAUAAUGAAUACUUGAAAUAGUUUUGUAAAGCUAACUUCUCUUAAGUGUUUAGUGAAGGGUCAAUUAUUCUUAUUAGGAAAAAAUAGUAGUUACUGACCUUGUUAAUCAAACUUCUUACAGAAGCAGAAUGUAAAUAAGAGUGCUACAGCCAGUUCAGAACUAUCUUAAUCUGACAUCAAGUCUUUUCAGUGCCACUCUUACUCCAGAGUAUGGCUGCUCAUUUGUACAGAUAAAUCGGCUUUCCCCUCUCAUCUCUCUAGUGCGUACAAUGAAGAGCAAUAGCGUGCACUCUCUAUGGGCUUAUUCUUUUCAUUUGUCACAGUGAUGUGCUGAUGCUGACUGAUGUUGCAUAUUAGUUAUGACGGGAGCUCGGGCUGAAAGCAAGGUCAUGCCGACAGAGAGUGCCUUAUCCUGCAAAACUUUACUCAACUUAGAGAACGUUUGCUUAUUUUCAAAUAUAAAAUUUCAAACUAUUACUUCAGUCAGUUUUUUAAGUAUAUAGUCAGCAAAAAUAUGCCUCUGCAAAUGUUUGUGAUAUUUAAAGAUGUCUCUAAGCUACAAGCUGUUUGUUAAUCAUCAGAUGUGAUUUCCAAAACAGGAAGUGAUCUGUUUA